This is a messenger RNA of Chaetura pelagica (chimney swift), 2517 nucleotides long. RefSeq names its product aspartate beta-hydroxylase (gene ASPH). The transcript has 27 exons. NCBI's taxonomy places the organism in Eukaryota, Metazoa, Chordata, Aves, Apodiformes, Apodidae. The record is from RefSeq and is a predicted model, not a curated record. Gene Ontology annotation, cellular component: membrane; endoplasmic reticulum. Gene Ontology annotation, molecular function: peptidyl-aspartic acid 3-dioxygenase activity; protein binding. Bases 1 to 2334 code for a protein of 777 amino acids. Gene Ontology annotation, biological process: peptidyl-aspartic acid hydroxylation.
AUGGCUGACGACACAGAGACUAGGCAUGGAGGAAGCAAGAAUGGAAAGAAAGAAGGCCUCUCUGGAAGCUCUUUUUUCACCUGGUUUAUGGUAAUUGCAUUGCUGGGAGUAUGGACAUCAGUAGCAGUUGUUUGGUUUGAACUUGUAGAUUAUGAAGAAGUUCUAGGCAAGCUUGGGAUGUAUGAUGCUGAUGGAGAUGGAGAUUUUGAUGUGGAAGAUGCUAAAGUGUUGCUAGGCCUUAAAGAAAGAUCUGUCCCAGCACAGCCAGCUUCAGCAGAAUCUGAUGAGACGAUCCAGCCUGCAGAGAAGUCAUAUGUCGAAUCAGAAGUCAAGAGUGCUGACGUAGAUGUGGAAGAGGAAAUUCAGUCUGUUCUUCACGAGGCUCUCCAUUCCCACCCUGGAGAGAGACAUGAAGAUGUAGAUCAAAGUAUAAAUGAUCAGUGGCAAGUGAAGGAAGAAAUACAUGGAGAAACUCUUGAAGCUCCUGCAACAGAUGAGUUGCUCAAAGAAUUAGAAAAUGAAAUGCAAGAAGCUUAUGAGACACCAGAUUCAGUUCAGAAAGAUGCUGAUCGUUUGGCAGAAGAUCUUGGAGCAGUGGAGCCUGAACCAUAUGAAGCUCCAGUUUCAUAUGAAUAUGAUGUGGAAGUAGAAAAUACAGUAAGCGAUCCAGAAGCUCCAGGUGACCCUGAGAUAAUGCUAGAAGAUGCUAUGGAAUAUUAUUUAGAUGAUAAAGUGCAAGACGAUUAUAAUGAAGACAAUGAACCAAAACAUGAUACACAUGAUAAGACUGAGACUCAAGAUACAGCUGUUGAGGACCUUCCGGAGGAGGAGAAUGAAGCUACAGAGCCAGAUGAAAUUAUUGAAGAUUUUGAUACUGAUAAAGAGCUGCCAGUAGAAAGUAAGCAUACAGAAGAGGCUGUGUCCACUGAACCGGAGCAAUCAGAAAUGCCUGUUCAAGCUGAGGAUUAUUCAAAUGAUGAUCUAGUUGGGAAAAGUGGAAAAGAAACUGAACAAGACAAAACAGAGAAAGCUCAAAAGAAGAAGAAACCAAAGCUCUUAAACAAGUUUGAUAAGACCAUUAAAGCUGAACUAGAUGCUGCAGAAAAACUACGUAAAAAAGGAAAAGUUGAAGAAGCUCUAAAGGCCUUUGAAGCAUUAGUGAAUCAAUAUCCACAGAGUCCUCGAGCAAGAUACGGGAAAGCACAGUCUGAAGAUGACUUAGCUGAGAAAAUGAGAAGUAAUGAGAUGCUGCAAAAAGCCAUCAACACCUAUGAUGAGGUGGCUACUCUGCCAAAUGUCCCUUCGGAUCUGAUAAAACUGAGCUUGAAACGAGAAGCAGACAGACAGCAGUUUCUUGGUCGCAUGAGAGGUUCCCUGAUUACUCUACAGAAAUUAGUUCAGCUGUUUCCCAGUGAUACUUCAUUCAAGAAUGACCUUGGUGUUGGUUACCUCUUGAUAGGAGAUAACAACAGUGCCAAGAAAGUAUAUGAAGAGGUUCUAAGCCUCACGCCAAAUGAUGGCUUUGCUAAAGUACAUUAUGGCUUCAUCCUGAAGGCAGAAAACAAGAUUGCAGAGAGCAUACCCUAUCUAAAGGAAGGACUAGAGUCUGGUGACCCUGGCACAGAUGAUGGACGCUUUUAUUUUCAUCUGGGUGAUGCCAUGCAGAGAAUGGGAGACAAAGAGGCAUACAAGUGGUAUGAACUUGGAUACCAAAGAGGUCACUUUGCAUCAGUUUGGCAACGCUCCCUCUACAACGUUAAGGGACUGAAAGCUCAACCAUGGUGGACUGCAAGGGAAACUGGUUACACUGAACUGGUGAAGUCCUUAGAAAAAAACUGGAAGCUCAUUCGGGAUGAGGGGCUUGCUGUGAUGGAUAAAAAAAGAAGCCUCUUUUUGCCUGAAGAUGAGAAUCUACGAGAAAAAGGAGACUGGAGCCAGUUUACCUUAUGGCAACAAGGAAGAAAAAAUGAGAAUUCUUGUAAAAGUGUUCCAAAAACUUGCACUUUAUUGGAAAGAUUCCCGGAAGCUACUGGCUGUAGAAGAGGGCAGAUCAAAUAUUCUAUCAUGCACCCAGGGACCCAUGUUUGGCCUCACACUGGGCCCACCAAUUGUCGGCUAAGGAUGCAUUUGGGCUUGGUGAUCCCUAAGGAAGGCUGCAGAAUUCGAUGUGCCCAAGAGAACAGAACCUGGGAAGAAGGGAAAGUUCUUAUUUUUGAUGACUCUUUUGAACAUGAAGUAUGGCAAGAUGCUAAAACUUACCGCCUGAUAUUCAUUGUGGAUGUGUGGCACCCUGAGUUGACAGCACAAGAGAGACGCACCCUUCCUGCUAUUUAAGAGGUUACUUCUGAUGUGAAAAGCAGGGGAGUUUUAAUCCUUUUGGAAUAUGCCAACAGGAUUUGCUUAUCCAGCAUAUGAAGACUACAAGUAUUCUAAGAGUUAGAAGACAUGAGGAUGACAUUCUACAAGCACGAAGGACUUGAUUAAAAAAAAAAGCAAAAAAAAAGCCAAAAAAAAAAA